Molecule: messenger RNA, 2187 nt
Organism: Pogonomyrmex barbatus (red harvester ant)
Lineage: Eukaryota; Metazoa; Arthropoda; Insecta; Hymenoptera; Formicidae
Source: RefSeq, a predicted model, not a curated record
CGCGCUUUCCAUCCGUCGCGAAUCAAGAUAGACCACAUCGGCGCGUAUAGGAGACACCAUAUAUUCCAGCAGUGUGAAUCAACGCCACUUUCCACAGCCACCGAGGAUGUGGGAGAUGGGCCUCAAGGAAACGACAACGACACCGAUCCAUAUUCGUUGUCACAUCUCGAUCCACCCACCGGUAGUGUUUACAUGAUAGGUGGAGUGCUGAUCGCUAUGGUUCUGGUGGGCGUUUUGAUCGUCCUGCUCGCCGUAACGAUCAGCAAGCUGCGGAAGCGCGAGGACCAUCAUUCGAGCGCGAGUGCGGUGCAUCCUGAGGUGGCAACGGUGGUGCAGACGGCAACGUCACCCGCGACGAUGGCCCCGGCGACGCAUCCAGACGGUUGCUGCACGCAAAUGUCCACGACCACCAUGUCGACCGACCUCGGCAACAGCGUUUGCGACGAGCAUAUAUUCGCCGCGACGACGACGGUGACGCCGUCCUCCAAUCCAGUCGAUUCGUUUGCGUGGCAAUUCCCGCCCCCGUACCCGCCCCCCCACAUGCCGCCGGCGCAGUACGCGUUGUACAACGAUCAGGAUACCCUUGUACACGCAUUACCAUCAGAUCGGCCUGGAUUUGCAAAGGGCUUCCGCAAAAACCUCGGUGGACGCUGGCGUCGACUGGUGAAGCGGAAAGCAGAAACAGAUACCUGUGCCAUUCCCCCCGAACUGAAAGAUCAGCUGAAGACUAUUUACGUCUAUUGAUAGGCCAAAAGUCCGUCCUGAGAGCCUGAAAAUUCAAAAGAAGAGUCUCUAAAAUUUUAUUAAUAAAAGAUGGAUAAAAAAUACGAAGAGGACAGUAGUAAAAAGUAAAAAGAGGCUCUAGUCAAAAAAGUUAAAAAGAGAAGAGAAAAACAUAGUUAUCGCUACAUAAGUUGCUAGAAUAUAAAGAUGAAUGACAGCUAAUAAAGACAAGCAAUGGAGGAUGGAAAAGAAAUUUGAUGGGAAGAAUAUGAAGAGACUGUGAAAGAAAGUUUGGGGAAGGAUGCAGGUAUACGGGGAGCCAAUAGUCUGGCAAUAGUCGACAUAUCAGAAAGUGCCUGAAGAGGACGCAAUCAAGUGCCUUCUUUUAUUCCAUAAGCGCCUUUUCAUGAGACUGAUACCGCGAAGAAACCGCGAUAUAUGGGUGCGACAAAGCGAGUUACCUCGUAGCUUCUGCGUAUAUAUACAUAUUAUGCGCAAUUAAUCGAUAGCUGACAGAUCGCCGUACUUCGGGUAGUUAACUAGUAUUAGCGCGUCGGCUGAACUUACGGAAGGUACGAGUGGCGUGCGAUCGAUGAUUCGGCAAGCUUUCAGGAUUUCUCAAAAGUUCGCUUUUAGUCAACUCGGGUUGAACUCGGGAUUUACAGCCUCGACGGAGUUGAAAGUCGCGAUUCUGAUUCUGGGAAAUUCACAACUUUAAGUAUUAUUUAUUAAGAAAGAAAAACAGCGUAUACGCAUUUUCCUAUUAAAGUGCAAACUAGUCGUAUAGCGGAAGAAAAUGGGAAAACUCGCAGCUGCUGUGUGUGUCAUCGUACUACUCUCCAGCAGCGAGAUAGUACAACAAAACUGGCGACAAUCUGUACCUUGUCAAACUAUAAAUAUAUAAAAUGUCGUUUGAAGCUAAAGUAGAUCGGAUGACAUGAUUUGAAAAAGUCCUGUUUGAAUGUAUAACUUUGUAUUUAAAGUAAUUCUUAUGGAACUAUAAUGUAAACUUCCACUUUAGCUUUAUACACGUUUCGUAUGUGACGUUUUUCUUUUCGGACAGUUGACUCUCGGUUUGCUUUGUACGAAUAAAAUCGAUCGCCUGUUAUCUCGCUCCCGUAAUUGGUUUUCGAGGCCGUCGGCAUCGACUUGUGUAAAUAAGAUGUAGUGAUCUCUUUUGGACAAAAGUCCGCGGGAUGUAUGAUUUAAUCAAUGAAUGGACUUCGGUGUUCCUAAAAAUCCUCAGGUCUGAAGGAGGUUCCAGAAUUUUGAGAAUCUGAAAGGGCCUCCCGUCGUCAAAACGAAAUGCGGCGCCUCGAAACAAUAAAAUAGACCAAUUUAAAAUUAUCGAACUAUUACGACGGCUCAUAUUGAGUCAGCUUUAUUGUAGCACUGACGUGAUAUUUCACUUAACCCUUUGACUGCUAUUUAAUGUAUAUUCAACAAAUAAAAUAUUGUAAAGUA